Molecule: messenger RNA, 2938 nt
Organism: Loxodonta africana (African savanna elephant)
Lineage: Eukaryota; Metazoa; Chordata; Mammalia; Proboscidea; Elephantidae
Product: olfactory receptor 51A7
Exons: 1
Coding region: 363-1316 (317 amino acids)
Biological process (GO): G protein-coupled receptor signaling pathway
Cellular component (GO): plasma membrane
Molecular function (GO): olfactory receptor activity; G protein-coupled receptor activity
Source: RefSeq, a predicted model, not a curated record
CAACACAUGGGUUGCUGAAGAUCAUAUUGAAAAAUGAGUGGGCAAGAUUCUAGGUGUUCAACCAUUGACUCAAUCAAACCAACUACUUUGAUGUAUUCUAUAUAUACAUUUAAAUGUUGGAAAAUUACCAGCUCAGGUUAAAUUGUUAAAGGGACAUUGCUAUGUUGGAGGGCACAAGAAUGUUAAAGGCUUUGAUAAAGUUUGAAAAUUAAUAUUAUGCCAAAUACACUUUCCAGUACAGUAUAUAAAAGACCCACUUAUCCUCCUAAAACUGGAUUUUAUCCAAAAGUGUAACUGCUUUCUGUUUAUGUGGUUUCAGAUCUGGGUAAAGGGCUCAUGUUUCUCCUCUGGGUAAAGAGCUCAUGUUCCUACUCACUAUGACUGUUCUCAAUAAUUCCGAGGUCCAGCUUUUUCUUCUGAUUGGAAUCCCAGAGCUGGAAUACACCCACAUCUGGAUCUCCACCCCAAUCUGCCUCAUGUUCUUGGUUGCCAUCAUAGGCAACUGCACAAUUCUUGUUAUCAUAAAGGCAGAGCCCUCACUCCAUGAGCCUAUGUAUUAUUUCCUUGCCAUGUUGGCUGUCUCUGACCUGGGCCUGUCCCUCUCCUCCUUUCCUACCAUGCUGAGGGUUUUCUUGUUCAAUGCCAUGAGAAUUUCACCCAGUGCUUGCUUUGCUCAAGAGUUCUUCAUUCAUGGAUUCACUGUCAUGGAAUCCUCAGUUCUUCUAAUUAUGUCCUUGGAUCGCUUUCUUGCCAUUCAUAAUCCCCUGAGAUAUAAUUCUAUCCUCACUAGCAACAGGGUUGCUAAAAUGGGACUGAUCUUGGCUUUCAGGAGCAUUCUUUUAGUGCUCCCAUUCCCCUUCACUUUAAGGGGACUAAAAUACUGUCAGAAGAAUCUCCUUUCUCACUCAUACUGUCUUCAUCAGGAUACCAUGAAGCUGGCCUGCUCUGACAACAAGAUCGAUGUCGUCUAUGGCUUCUUUGUUGCUCUCUGUACUAUGCUGGACUUGGCACUGAUUUUUCUGUCAUAUGUACUGAUCUUGAGGACUGUACUCAGCAUUGGAUCUUUGGAAGAGCGGCUCAAAGCUCUCAACACCUGUGUCUCCCACAUCUGUGCUGUGCUCAUCUUCUAUGUGCCCAUCAUCACCCUGUCUGCCAUGCAUCGCUUUGCCAAACACAAAAGCCCCCUUAUUAUGAUCCUUAUUGCAGAUGUGUUCUUGUUAGUGCCACCCCUGAUGAACCCCAUUGUGUACUGUGUGAAGACCCAGCAGAUCCGGGAGAAGGUCUUAGCGAAGUGGCUUAACAUAUGUGGGAGUUAAGAACUUGAAUGUUGAGGUGAUAAAUUAUCAAUCAGUAAGUAUUUACUAGCAUUCAUUAUGUGUCUAAUGUCACAGAGGUCACUAUGUAAUGAAGGACUGGGGUCGGGGGGCAGGGAGAGUGAAAAGCCGUGCAGCAUCAAAUUUAUAACAAAGUUGGGGGUAAAAUACUCAACAGAAAAGAAGAAAUAAUCAGGAGAUAUAUGAUAUGUUUCAUGAACAUUUAAUAAACAUUUUAAGGUGAGUUGAGAUAAAACAGCAUGUAAAGCAGCAGUUGAGUUUUUAAUCUUUAGUAGGUAAAAUUGGACAAUUGAGAUUAUGAUUCAAUUAGAAUUUAUUAAAAAUUAUAUAUACAAUAUAUAAUUACUAUACUAUCAAGGAAAAGUAAACUAGCAGAUAGGAUGAGCCAGGGGUACAUGAGCGCAUAGUAGCUACUGGGGAUGUUAUUGUGGUAGGAAUGGAGAGUGUAAUUUGGCAAAUAUUGAGUGAUCAUUUUGGGUAGUAUGAGGAGUAGAUUUUGGAGUACCUUGAAAAACUUUCAGAAGUCUAAAUUUAGUGGGUACUGGGAAGCCAAUUUAUUCUCUGCAACAAGUACCUAACAUAAUAAAUCUGAUUUUAAGAACAGCAUGCCAAAAUGCAUGAAGAAGAUGGAUUGAAUGUGAAAGGGAUGAAGAAAGGAGGCCAAAUAAAGACUCUUGCAAUAAUUGUGCUGUAAUAUAAUGACUCUGGGAGUAGGCAAAGAGAAAGAUCUAAAGCAUUUGUAUUUUUUUUGAGGGGGGGAGGUGUUGUUAUAAAACAAAUAUGUAAUUUCUAGAAAAUUCACAAAUCCCACUAAGCAACUAAGAAAUAAUUUUAAACUACAUAAGGUUUUACAGUUUAUUUAGUCUUUUCUCUGUGCCUUUUAUUAAUUUUUUUUAUUUUUCUAUUAUUUUAUUAAAAAUUGAAUUUCUACAGUGUAUGAAAUUUUGUACCUUGAUACUUUGCACUAAAAUUUAUAUUCUAAGGUUUUUCUAUUGUAUAGAAAAACUAUUUUAAGGUAAAGUCAAAAGAUUAAUACACAAUUGUAAAUUCAAUAUGGAGGAGGGCAAGGGGUUUAGAUUUACGUGAACAUCUCUCUAGGGUAUUGAGGUAUUGUUAUAAACAAACAGACAAAAAAAAACUGGCUUAAAUGAUGAGUUCAAAUUUCAUCUUGAAGAUUUGGCACAUUCAAAGACAGAUAACUGGCAGAGAGUUUGACACAGGGGAUUGGUAUGCUGCCCAUCUGUCAAGACUAGAAAGUAGCAUUGACCUCAUCAACAAGGCAAUAAUACUUGGCAGUAUAUAUGGAGGUAAAUACAUAUUUGGUGCUCAAGCACUGAAGGUCCUCCCUUAUUAAGGUAUCUCUAUUAUGCUUUUUCAUUCAUUCAUUCUCAAUGCUGUGUCCUGGUUUGAUUUAAAACUUCCCUUUCUAUUCUAUCAUCCUGUCAUCUGAUCAUCCUAUCAUCUGAUUAGCUGUUGGAAAUUUAUUUAUGAAAUGUAAAUUUAACCCCACUAUUACCCAGUUAAAGCCCUUCAAUGGUUGUCCAAUAAUUUGUAAGGCUCUAUACAUGCAAACAAUGCUUUCCAGCAAUCAUUUCUUGAUUUUC